CUGCACGAGUGCACGUAGUAGAUGGACCGUAGAGAUCACAGUAGUAAGGCACAAAAAAAUGCAGGAGGCGGGAACAGUAAAUAGAUAAGCCAGUGCCCAGCGCUCGUGGAUGCUCAGCGCAACAAGUUAGCUUGUUAGUCAGCCGAAAUUUCAUCUACUCGGUGCUCCCGCCUUUGUGUUGACAGCGCGACAACUCUGACAACCGUUUCCCCCCUUCCAGUCUUGUCUACCAUUUUCACUUUACCCACGGACUUCUUCCUUUUAGAAUACGAUUAUGUGGACAUUCGACCCUAAUUUCUCUUCUCUGAGCCCGCCGCGGAAAUGAUAUACUCGACAGCAUAUCUACCCAGUUUCCACGGCUGAAUAUGAUGGAACACCAGGAGCAGAGUGAUGACAUCAGUGUCCUGAGCCCGCUGGAGUUGCUGGCAGAGGCCGCUAAGGAGGAUGAUGGACACUGCCAACCACAGUUCAGGCUGCAACUGAUUGAUGACCUGACCUAUGAAGAUGUCAAGAAAUGCUACAGGGGCUCGACCGUCAGCAAGUACAAUUCCCAGUACCACAAGCUGUUCCAGACAGUGCCCAAGGAGGAGAUCCUCAUGAAAGUGUAUUCCUGCGCUCUUCUCCGAGACAUCCUACUUCAGGGCCGCCUCUACAUCUCCCGCAACUGGCUGUGUUUCUAUGCCAACCUCUUUGGGAAGGACAUCAAGGUGGCCAUUCCGGUGGUGUCAGUACGGCUGGUGAAGAAACACAGGACAGCAGGCCUAGUACCUAACGGGUUGGCCAUCACUGUGGACACCAGCCAGAAGUAUGUGUUUGUGUCCUUGCUGUCCCGAGACAGUGUCUACGAUGUCCUCAGGAGGAUCUGUACACACCUUCAGGUGAAUGGGAAGAAAAGCCUUAGCCUGAAGCAGUACUUGGAGGAGCCUAGCUCACUAUCUAUGGAUGAGUUCCCUGUGGUCAAUGACUUCCCUCCAGUGUUGAAGUGGAGGAGAAAGCCGUCCAUUCCGUCCGUGUCCUCCUCUCUCCCAGACCUCCUGGGAAACUCCACCAGCAGCCUGAGUGCAGUGGACACCCCCUACCUACCCACUGAGGUUCCACUGAUAUUGAAGAGUAAGAUCAAAGAGCGGAGUCUGGAGACAGAGAAGAUCCUCCUGACAGAGCCAGUGCCAGAGCUGGGCCACAUGGAGUACCAGCUGCUCAAGUUCUUCAUCCUUCUUAUCAUUCUGCUCAUCAUGUCCUCCUGCUACCUGGCCUUCCGUGUGUGUAGUCUGGAGCAGCAGCUGUCCUUCCUCAAUACACACCCGACAGUGCACAUGAGAGAGAGGUAACACUUGCUGUAUGCUGCGUCCCCAUUGGACCUGUCAGUCACGGAGGUUCUCCUGAUGAUUGGGCAAACAGAGACUCGGUUCAUUUACCUGUCCCACCAUGUAGGUGUGGAGGAGUGCCCUGCUGGUUCAAUGAGAAGACAAUGACUUGAGAAAAGCCAAGACCUGAAGCAAAAACUGCACUUAAACAGACAGCCUAGUAGGUGGUGCCAAUGAGUCAAUAAUCCUCUUGUCAUUCCUUAGAAAGACUAUGGACCCCACGGACAGGAGACUAGGAUGGAAUGAGGAGAAUGGAGGAGGAUUGGAAGUAGAGGACUACAGAGUAGAUGUCAAUAGGGCCGUGCCAACCAAGUUCACCUGAUUUUGACCUUUGACCUCAAUGUCCUUAUUUUACUGCCAAGGAAUUACAAUUCCACUCGACUGAUCAGACACUUUCGCAUUCAGGAUUUCAGAGACUAGAGUCUUUUUUUCCCAGAGACUUUUUCAACAGGAACACUUUUUGUGUACACUUUUGUGGAGAGUUGCUGCCAGAGAGACUGAAGACAAGGCAUUCCAUUCUGAUCAGGAACUCAACCUGACCUGGUCAAACAGUUCCCACCGCAGCCCACAAGGCAAUGUUUACUGAGCACGGUCACUAAGGCACGAACUCUCCUGUACCCUAAUGAAGAAACUAUUUCAAUAGACAUUAUUAGAACUUUAUCUGUCUGUCAGAAUUGUGAGAUGAUAUGCUAGAGUUAGGGCUGAAUUAUAGCGGUCUUGCCAUGCAAACUGAAAACACGGUACCGUGUGUGUCAGGUGAGGUCGACAAGUCAUGAGGUGAAAGGUGCGCGUGUGUGUGUCAGUGUGGGUGCGUGUUUAUGUGUGUAUGAGUGUUUUCAACAUUAUGUGUGCAACUUAACAAGUGGCUAGGACUAUCUCAAGGUAGCGUGCAGCUUCUCCACCUGACAAACGAUGCCUGCAUGUAAUGUAAUACUAGAUAUUGACUGAAUUGUAAAGCCAUUGUCUGUGACACUGUUGCAUGGAUGUUAUCGAUGGAGUGGGACUAACGCAGAGUAAAGCAGUGAAGGUAUUGUGAGAGACGCAGGUUGACAGUGAAUGUCGUUGCUGUUCGCUUGUUCUUUAAUGUUCCAUGUGGAGGUGUGUACUAUAGAGAUUGUACAGUACUUGAAACCUAAUCAUGCAUUUCAUAGGAGAUUAUGUAUUUAUGUAAUCCAUGGUGUGGAAAAAUAUGGCCUCCACUUCAGCUACUAGGUGCACCUUUUAAAGCGUAUCCGAGGCUGGGCAGAGAGAAUUGUGUAGACUAGAGUGUAUUUACUACUAGAGCCUGUAUGUAUUUAUUUGUGUGCAAUUUUGUACUGAGUCAGAAAGGCAUGUUGUUUUUAGUGAGUCGGUGUGGGUGUUUGUUCACUGACGUAUUUCUGACAUGGGUCGUGUUCAUUUUGCACAAAAUGGGGGGGGGGGCUGAUUUGAAAUGAACUACUUGGAUUUGUCCAAUCGUGCCCUAAUGAACACGACCCUGUCUUGCAGUAGGGCUGGAGUCACAGCAGUGCCAUGCGUAACUGUGAGACAGCAGUGACUAAUAAACAGCCUUCCUUGCCUGUGCCUCUUGUGACCUUUGACCUCUUGUGCACACACUUCUUUGCCCGUGCCUCUUGCGACCUUCCACCUCAUAUAACUGGAUCCCAACACUGGAAAUGGAAACAUCUGGAAGAAAUAAUGGAGGAACAUCAACACUAGGUCUUCCCCCUACUGACCUACAGCCUAUUUACCGUGCAGGGGGUUACUUUAUUACAAGUGUAUGAGAUGUUAGUUUAGUUGGGAGAGGCUAUGGUAAACACAGUGAUGAAAUGUCCACUCCCUUUUUAUGUAUCGGAGGGUUAAAUGUAUGUAUUUAUUGUUUGCAGAUGUGUUCUAAUGCUUACGGUGCAUUCGGAAAGUAUUCAGACCCCUUGACUUUUUCCACAUUUUGUUACGAAACAACCUUAUUCUCAAAUUGAUUAUAAACAAAUGUUUCCCUCAUCAAUCUACACACAAUACCCCAUAAUGACAUAGCAAAAACAGGUUUUUAUACAUUUUUGCAAACAUAUUAAAAGUAAAAGAGUGAAAUAUCACAUUACAUAAGUAUUUUGACCCUUUACUCAGUACUUUGUUGAAGCACAUUUGGCAGCGAUUACAGCCUUGAGUCUUCUUGGGUAUGACACUACAAGCUUGGCUCACCUGUAUUUGGGGAGUUUCUCCCAUUCUCUGCAGAUCCUCUCAAGCUCUGUCAGGUUGAAUGGGGAGUGUUGCUGCACAGCUAUUUUCAGGUCUCUCCAGAGAUGUUUGAUCGGGUUCAUGUCCAGGCUCUGGCUGGGCCACUCAAGGACAUUCAGAGACCUGUGUUAUCUUGGCUUUGUGCUUAGGGUCGUUGUCCUGUUGGAAGGUGAACCUUCGCCCCAGUGAGUCCUGAGCAGGUUUUCAUCAAGGAUCUCUCCUCUCUGUACUUUACUCCGUUAAUCUUUGCCUCGAUCUUGACUAGUCUCCCAGUCCCUGCUGCUGAAAAACAUCCCCACAGCAUGAUGUUGCCACCCCCAUGCUUCACCGUAGGGAUGUUGCUAGGUUUCCUCCAGACGUGACGCUUGGCAUUCAGGCCAAAGAGUUCAAUCUUGGUUUCAUCAGACCAGAGAAUCUUCUUUCUCAUGGUCUGAGAGUCUUUAGGUGCCUUUUGGCAAACUACAAGCGGGCUGUCAUGUGCCUUUUACUGAGGAGUGGCUUCCGUCUGGCCACUCUACCAUAAAGGCCUGAUUGGUGGAGUGCUGCAGAGAUUGUUGUCCUUCUGGAAGAUUCUCCCAUCUCCACAGAGGAACUCUAGAGCUCUGUCAGAGUGGCCAUUGGGUUCUUGGUCACAUCCCUGACAAAGGCCCUUCUCCCCCGAUUGCUCAGUUUGGCCGGGCAGCCAGCUCUUGGAAGAGUGGUUCCAAACUUCUUCCAUUUAAGAAUAAUUGGGACCACUGUGUUCCUGGGGACCCUCAAUGCUGCAGACAUUUUUUGUACCCUUACCCAGAUCUGUGCCUCGACACAAUCCUGUCUCAGAGCUCUGCGGACAAUUAUUUGUACCUCAUGGCUUGGUUUUUGCUCUGACAUGCACUGUCAACUGUGGGACCAUAUAUAGACAGAUGUGUGCCUUUCCAAAUCAUGUCCAAUCAAUUGAAUUUACCACAGUUGGACUCCAAUAAAGUUUGGAAACAUCUCAAGGAUGAUCAAUGGAAACAGGAUGCACCUGAGCUCAGUUUCGAGUCUCAUAGCAAUGGGUCUGAAUACUUAUGUAAAUAAGUUUUUCUGUUUUUAAUACAUUUGCAAAAAAUCUAUAAACCUGUUUUCGCUCUGUCAUUAUGGGGUAUUGUGUGUAGAUUGCUGAGGAACAUUUUUAUUUAGUCCAUUUUAGAAUACGGCUGUAACGUAACAAAAUGUGGGAAAAGUCAAGGGGUCUGAAUUAUUUCCCAAGGCACUGCACAUUACUAUUACUAAAGUAGAGUUUAUAACGUUGUAUGCAGAAAUCUGUUUGUGUUACUCAGCAAUAAGUUAUGGAUAAGACAAAGAGCUGAUUGUCUAUGAGGGGAGGCACAUAGGCCGUGUUACUUACUCCAUACAAUCAGAUGGUCUCUCAUGAGUUUUUGGAUUGUGUUGGACUUCAAGAAACCCUAUUGGAUAUUAACAGUGUCAGAUUCUACUCUACAUUUAUUUUUCUCCCAGCUAAAGAGCCAAAUUGGUGUGACUAUUGGAUUAUGACCCCCCCACCCCUCAGGUAGCCUAGCGGUAAGAGGCAAGCCAGCAACAGGAGGGUUGCCAUUUCGAAUCCCAGGUACAAUUGGAAAAAAUUGGUUGGGAAGUGAGCUGGCAAUCAAAGGGUUGCUGGUAUCAAAUCCUAGAUGCCAUUGCCUGCCGUUAUGCCCUUGAUCAAGGCACUUAACCCCCCCACAACAACAGCUCCCAGGUCGCCCAGUGCGGGCACCUCUCCCUCCAAAAAUUGUGCGUGUCUUUUGGAGGGGUUGGGUUAAAAGUGGAAGUUAAAUUUCGUGUUGGACCUUGUAUGCAAUGACCAAUAAAAAGUGAUCUUCACCUCA
Salvelinus fontinalis (brook trout) is the source of this 5428-nucleotide messenger RNA. Its product is annotated as GRAM domain-containing protein 2A. The transcript has 12 exons. Gene Ontology annotation, biological process: regulation of store-operated calcium entry. The record is from RefSeq and is a predicted model, not a curated record. Gene Ontology annotation, molecular function: phosphatidylinositol-4,5-bisphosphate binding. NCBI's taxonomy places the organism in Eukaryota, Metazoa, Chordata, Actinopteri, Salmoniformes, Salmonidae. Gene Ontology annotation, cellular component: extrinsic component of cytoplasmic side of plasma membrane; organelle membrane contact site; endoplasmic reticulum membrane. Bases 366 to 1328 code for a protein of 320 amino acids.